Messenger RNA from Kickxella alabastrina, 1668 nucleotides. RefSeq names its product methyltransferase domain-containing protein. The transcript is spliced from 6 exons. NCBI's taxonomy places the organism in Eukaryota, Fungi, Kickxellomycota, Kickxellomycetes, Kickxellales, Kickxellaceae. The record is from RefSeq and is a predicted model, not a curated record. Bases 1 to 1452 code for a protein of 483 amino acids.
AUGGAUCAACCUGUAGAUACUAGCGGAAUAACACUCCCGAGCGGGUUCGAUUCGUUGGACAAGUAUGCGAGCGAGCUGGACAAUGCCUACCAGCAGUACGGGUAUCUCGCCAGGAUGCACAUUGUGGACUUUUUUGUCUCCGACCAUUGGAGCAGCCUGCCACAAGAAUGGCAAGAGUACUUUGAUGCCGACGAUUUUGAAAUUGCCAGCCUGAUCAAUAUGGCAUCAACGGGCACCCUGAAAGCCACAUGCCCUGAUUUCCUACGUACCUAUGUCAACAAAUUCGACCUGCAUUCCAAAUCAAGCCAAACCGAGGAAGAGAAGCAGCAGAUUCUAAAGUACUUUCUUGAAGGAAUGAGCCCCAAGAAGCAAGCCGAGGUGACUGAGCUUUCCCAACUCAUUAACGAUGUGGCCAAGGCAUCGAGCUGCCAGCGGAUUACAGAUGUUGGUGCUGGGCAAGGAUACUUGACGCGCGUUCUGGCCUAUGCGAGCGGCAACAGCGGGGCGGAGCUGUUGGCGCUGGACCACGAUUGGAAACAAGCACGUGGUGCAGAAAAAUACCAAGAGCGCAUACUCAAACGACUCAAGGGACCCCGUGCUCGCGCCGAUGGGUAUCAGUGGGACGAUACCCUGGCGAAACGAAUUGUGCACGACCACGGUGCUCUGGAGGCCGUCGCAAAGGGCGGUAUCCCAGGCAGCAACUAUAUGGUGUGCGGCUUGCACGCGUGCGGUGAUCUAUCGAGCGCGGUGCUAAAGACGUUUGCGGAGAGCGAUUUGGCUGCUGUGGUUUUGGUGCCAUGCUGCUAUAACCAUAUUACCGAGAACUCGAUGUGCACGGCGCGGUUCGAGCAUUGCGCGCAGCCUGGAUUCCCAUUGUCGACGAAGUUUCCUAAUGUUGUCUUUGGCACUAAUGCGCUAAAGGCAGCAUGCCAAGCUGCUCCGCGCUGGGAGCAUGAUUUUGAGGGGACUAUGGAGGCGUUCAAGCGCAACUAUUUCCGCGCCAUGUUGCACUAUCUCAUGGUAUCGAUCGGAGGCCUGUCAACAGACGACAAGUUCCCAGUUAUCGGCAGCAUAACCAACACACUCAUGGAGAAUGCCCGACAGCGCAUAGUAGGCCGCCUUGACGACAAUGCUGUCGAUGCCACCGAUGACAACAUUGAGUUUGCAGUGUAUGUGGAAGCAGCGCUCGAGAACAUCAACUACACGUGGCGCCCGACAAUCGCACAAUGUAUCGAUUGCUGCAGCCAAAUAAGACAUGGGCUGAAGCGGAUGGCCGCCGUGUGGGCGCUUCGGUCGAUGAUCGGCGCGCUCAUCGAGAGCAUAUUGGUGGUUGACCGCGCUGCUUAUCUCGGUGAGAACUGUGGUGCUGGCGGCAGCGUGCGUGCGUUUGCGUUGUUUGAUCCUGUUACGUCGCCACGCAAUGUUGUUUUUGUUGCUCAGCGCAAGAAAUAAUUGGGAUGUGGGGUGUGGUUUUUUUUGUUGGUUCCGCGAUACGUAUAACCCGAGAUUUGUUUGACAUGUAGAAAAGUGGUGACAGCAGAAGAGGGUGGGGAGGAGGGAGGGGGGCAAGCCAUUUUUUUCACAUGAUGUUGGGGGAGGAGGGAUAAUGCCAACGACGAAUUUACAAUUAUAUUUGACAGCUGUAUUAACAAAAAAAAACAUAAAAAU